Messenger RNA from Opisthorchis viverrini, 8362 nucleotides. RefSeq lists its product as hypothetical. The coding region runs from base 1 to 7545 and encodes 2514 amino acids. Lineage: Eukaryota; Metazoa; Platyhelminthes; Trematoda; Opisthorchiida; Opisthorchiidae. The transcript has 19 exons. Gene Ontology annotation, molecular function: ATP binding; magnesium ion binding; protein binding. The record is from RefSeq and is a predicted model, not a curated record. Gene Ontology annotation, biological process: intracellular signal transduction; peptidyl-serine phosphorylation.
AUGACUGCUGGGAUACUCCCAGGGCAGUAUUCCCUGCUUAGGCAGCGGAAAUCCAAAGGCAGAGGUCGGGUUCGAACCACGGACCUUCCGCAUUCGGACUGGGCCUCGUUCACUAGAGGGCAUACGAAGGGGAUCGCUGACAUCGGUACUUCAUAUCAUUCGACAAGGAGACCGCCUGCCGGAGCGUCAAAUGACACUCGACACGUCCGUAGUGGUGGCCGUUCUCCUGUUCCCGGUGAUAUAUUUUUGCAGCAUUCGGACGAAUCUCGUGAAGUUCCUUCGUCCCUACACAACACUGGGUUCGCGGGAUCAAGAACAGACUCCUAUCACUCAUUUCAUAAACCAAACUUUCGUCUGUUACCUACAGUCGGGCUUCGUUCGGAAAUCCAUCGUACAUCCUCGCUGGGUGCGUUCGACUCUCGAUAUCUAACUCAUCGAGGAAGAUCUACAUCCGCCUCUGUUUCUGAAUCGCUUGGGACACAACACAUUUUUUCCUGUGAUGGCACAGAUGCCUCAAUGUUCCAAGUACCUCCGUCGCCCACGUCUAUCCCCGGACUAACGGUCUACCGCCCCUCUGUAUCUGAGCUGGCUAGUUCAGACCGAUCACGAUCCCCUAGAAAGCCAAGUCUUCGGCGUCCGAAUUCACAGAAGUCUGAGUUGUAUUCUUCUGGCCGACAGGGCAAUACCAGCUCCAGCUCUUCUGUCAGCAUGCCCAUCCAUUCCUCACGUUUUCCGAGCUCUGCAGCCGCACAUAGGACGUCGACCCUUCAGAGACAAAAUACAUACAACUCCCAAGCAUCGCCCUCGAUUAUGUUUCACGGACCCUUCCAUGGAGCGCCAUUCAACGCAAGUCAUUCGGCGACGAGCAGUUUGCUGCGAAUGAAGCGUAAUACUGUCAGUCUGUCGGCACCGAACCUACUAUCUCUUUGGCGCGAACCGCCUGCUCCGAUCAGUUUCGCUGCCGGUAUGGCUGAUUCCUUCACACAUGGAGUCCAAACCGAUUCCUCGGGCUAUUACGGUGUACCCGGCUCUGUUGCAGUUACCGAAACUUAUUCCUGUACGCCAUCUGAUCCUAAUCAACACAACUCACAACCAGCACCUCAUCAAGCACUACAUGUUUCAACAUCGCCAGUUCCUGUCACUUCCAGCACAGACACGAACAUCUCUACAACGCAAGGAAGACCGUCCAUCCGAUAUCCGCUUCCGCAUCGCAACGUAUUUCUCAGCGGCCUUGGUAGUGAUAGCGGAAGUAGCAGUUACAUGGCUGACCGAAGCUUUUCCAGUCCUACACAUUCCCCAGGUUUAGACAGUCCUUUUCCAGCCUACGGCAACAGCGCUUCAACCCAUUUCAAUUCCUACUUCAGUGCUCCGCACUCCAACACCGAGUCCACAUGGGUACCCCCACAAACUGAAUCCCAGAAAGAGCGAGGCUCUGAGACCAAUGUUACUUCGCCUUUGUUGUCAUCAAUCAAGGACGUUGGGGACUCGAAAGGCUCUGCUAUAGUUUCUCAGGACAUUUCACAUUCACGUCCCUACCCCAGUAUUUCAGGUGAUUCAUUGUCCCGAAAUUCUUCAAGCACAGGACAUACAGCGACUGGUCCCCACACAACUCUACAUCAGCCUGGUGCUUCUGGUGUUGAGAAGCGACACACUGGUUUACGCCUUCGACUGGACAACAGGUUAGUAUCAGAAAGCCGACGUUGGUCCCUUACCUCGCUUCCUUCCUCCGGUUACGGAACCAAUACCCCAGAAAGUGGAAGCAAUGUAUCGCGAAGUCGGUGUUCUUCUAGGGAACAGGUCUAUCCGCCUCACACGACACAGGCCCCAAUGGCCGUUUGUUCGACCAGCUCUUCCAACGUGGGAGUUAAACCAUCGAAAGUCAUGGAUCAACGAGCCACAACCGCGAACACCAUGAACCGUUCUGCUUCGUUCCGCCAUGCUGUGGAUCGGUCAAAUCUUGCUCCGCCAACAUUGACUCCCUCGCCGAAUUUUCCUAAGCGAUCUGGAGACCAAGGUGGUGAUGCUUUUGGUUUCCAGCGUUCCUCGACAGACCUAACUCUGAUGCCCGAGGGCGAUCGAUCUCCCAUUCCUCGUAUGCCCUCUCCACUAUGUUCGAACAAUGAUGUUAGUUUUCCAAACGCUCGGUCGGUGUCCAAACCUUAUUCUCCUACUACAUCCCAAAGAAAUCAGUUGGACCGGUCUGGAAGCUCUGGUUUUGGCUCCUUUUCUCCCAUUAAUACAGCGGGUGGUGUGAGAACACGUUCACGAAGUUUGAGUCCGUUACGUUUCUCUGGAACUGGUGAACAGGAAAUAUUAUUGCUCAACGAUGUUUACCGCGAACGCUUUCCCAAAGCUUCUGCUCAAAUGCAAGAGCGUCUUCAGCGACUCAUUGACGAACUGGAAAAAGAGGACACUGUGUCGUGGUCUGCUGUUGCUCGCUUUGUGCACCGUCAAGUCGUGCAACACGCAAGGGAUUGUUUGCAAAAGGCCUUGUCCAGAAUCGUCACCUGUCGGUAUUUUUACGAGAUGACCGAAAACCUAGAGAAACUUGUUGAAGACACCCGGAUCCGCGAACCCGAUUCCGUUCCCGUCGUCGUCGCUCUAAUUCGGAGACUGCUACUCAUCAUUGCGCGACCCGCACGCCUUCUCGAAUGUCUGGAAUUCGACCCGAGAGAAUUUUAUCAGAUGCUUGAGGUAGCAGAGGACCAGGUCAGGCGUCAGACAUCGUCUGGUUUCGGUCCCAUGGAAGCUGCCCGUGGGCGGGGAGAAAUUGUUUCCGCCGACGUUCCACUCUACAUCAUCUCGAAGUUAGGUCUUAACAAGAAUGUCCUGCAAGAUUCCUACCAACAGCAGUCAGCCAAUCUUUACAACCGUGGAUUAUCUCUUACGGCGAACAGCGAAAGCAGUACUCAGUCUGAGACGUCCGUGAGAGCACGCUUUUUGAGUGGCUCUGACUCCACCCAUUCGGUGGAGGCUAUCCCCUCUUCCCUUGGCAAAUCUGCCACACCUGCGCGUCUGCCUUGCGAAGCGGAUUUCGAAAUCAUCAAGCUGAUCUCGAACGGGGCUUAUGGUGCUGUCUACCUCGUAAGGCAUCGAAUGACGCGUCAACGAUUCGCAAUGAAAAAAAUUGGCAAGCAACACUUGAAGCUGCGUAACCAGGUGGAACAGGUGUUUGCCGAAAGGGAUAUCAUGAGCUUUGCAGAUAACCCAUUCGUUGUCAGCUUGUGUUGCACCUUUGAGACAAAAAAGUGUUUGUGCAUGGUCAUGGAAUAUGUGGAGGGCGGGGAUUGUGCCAAUUUGUUGAAACAAAUUGGUGGACCACUACCAUUGGAUUUGGCGCGUCUGUAUUUUGCGGAGACUGUGUUGGCGUUAGAGUACCUGCAUAACUAUGGGAUCGUACAUCGAGACCUUAAGCCUGACAACCUGUUGAUUACUCAUGAAGGUCACAUUAAACUGACAGACUUCGGGCUUUCUCGAAUCGGUCUGAUGAAUUUGGCUACCAACCUAAUUGAGAAGAAUCUCGAUCUGGACAAAGAUUGUAAAAUGUUUCGCGACAAACAAGUCUUCGGCACGCCUGAGUAUAUAGCUCCAGAAGUUAUCCUACGACAAGGUUACGGCAAGCCGGUUGAUUGGUGGUCGUUGGGUAUCAUUCUCUAUGAGUUCCUUGUGGGGUGUGUGCCAUUUUACGGCGAUACCAUCGAAGACUUGUUUUCUGAAAUUGUCACAGCCCCAAUCGAGUGGCCAGAGGAAGAGGAAUGGCGAGUUCCGGAUGAGGCGGUGGAAAUUGUCUCUCAGUUACUAGAGCGUGAUCCACUUCUGCGCUUGGGUACGGCUUGUGGUGCAGCUGAAGUUAAAGAAGCUCGCUUUUUCGCCGGACCUCCACCGAUAGAUUGGAAUAAUCUCCUAAGAUUGAAGGCGGCAUUUGUGCCUCAAUUGGAGCAUGAUGAGGACACAUCCUAUUUCGAUCCACGCAGUGAACGAUACCAGCAUGAUGUAGAGAGUGAUGAGGAUAUUAGUUACUCGCCUAGGUCCACCUCUCAAAGCGGAAGGUCGUCUCCACUACAGCCCUCCUCUUCCGAGACCAGGGCUUCCAGUACCAAUAUGAUCUCAACUGAACAACCCGCUAUUCACUCCAUUCGCAGGCCUGCAGCUUCUCGGCUGAGUCGCGAGAAACAGCAAAAUCAAGGUCGUCGACGAUGCCACAGUUUGAGUGAUGCACUCAACUUGAUACCGCGCGUCACACCGGGUCCGCUUCGUUCUUCUUUGACCCAUAAAUUUUUGUCCAGUAAACCUCCAUGCGUAUCGAAAGCGCUUUCAGGCCACUCUUCACGUACUUCAACCAAUGAGCUUCGUGACACCGAACUCGCAACAACUACGCUGACAGCAGAGUCUGUGGAGAGCAAGACCGCUUUGCAUAUGCUUCAGAAUUUAUCCCUUGAUGCAGACGCAAUGACGGAGAAAUCCGGCCGCUUAUCAGAAGUUGGGAGCCCUAGUUCUGCAGCCUUUCGUACCAGAUCACCCUGUCCUAACCAAAGAACCUCAGGUCCAAAGCCCCUACUGGGAACUGAGUCGGAGAGUGAGGAGGAGAUUGGGAAAACACGAGACCCUGAAGUUGCCUUCCACUCGUUCGCUUCCUAUUCUCCCAGAUUCUCGGUUGUCUUGGAGCAAGCACGACUGAGCGAAAUGAUGGGUUCAUCAACUUCUGAAGGAUUCCAACAUCCUCCCACCACGACAAGUUCGCUAACGAUGGGUGAUGUUCAAGGAAGUCGUUUGUCCAACAGAGACUCGAUUGCCUCCGAACCACCGCGCACACGGUCGCCAUUCUCUCCGACUUUUGAGCGACCCCGCAUGUCGCUUCCGCGCCAGAGCUACACUGUUCCAGAUUCCUUUGCUACAGAGACCUCGAGACCGGAGGAUUCUGGAAAAGCGGAUUCCGCUCCAGCCUCAUCGCAUAGUUUCGUGCCGCAAAGUGGUCCCCGGAUAGGGAACUCUUCUAAAUCACCAAAUGUGAUCUCGGAUUGUAUCAGUCAGUCACCAGCCGCCGUACGAGAGUCCUCUGCUGACGUUCCCACGCCAAUCAAGCAAGUGGAUUCCCCAUUUGAGCCAUCAGGUUCCAAUUCAAGUCUCGAUUUAUCACAACAUGGCUCACUAUCAUGGCACUCCAGUUGUUCAUCUAGUGAUCCGGAACCCACUAAUUCAUGGGCAAAACAUUUACCUGGUUUUUCAAAGACUCAUGAAUCAGAAAUGCCCGUCUCUCUACCACCAGGUGCAAUCAGCACUAACAAUCGAAUCUCUCCAAGAUCGACCACCCCUGAAACAACCUCAUCUUCUUCAUCGUCGUUGUCGUUGACUAUGCUCACUCUUCAGCCUCCGACUCCAAAACCGGCGGUUUGUUCGCAUGAAGUGUCCCGUACUCCUGUUCCCCCUCCAGGCCCAACAGCCGUCUGGACAGAUGACAAGCGUACAUCUCUUUUAGGUAAAUCCUCCCCUGUCACGACCCCCCGUCACUCGGAGCCCUUACGGCUUGAUUCACGUCGCCGUCUUUCUAAACCUUCCCUCAACAUAGGUGAUCUGGCACCCGGACGUCCCAAUUCUGAUACCGUGCUAGUUGAAUCUACAGAACGCAACAGGAGAGCCACACACACACCACCUAAACCUCCAGCUUUGGUUCUCACAUCAGAGAAAGAUAAUCUUGGAAACGGUGCACGAGUUGAGCCACGAUCGCCACUAGCCUCUUCUACGAACACAACGGGUCCCUCACAACGCCCACCUUCUGAUCGUACGCCUACUCCCAUCGUUAUCCACAGAGGGAGAUCUGGCUACGGGUUCACAAUCCGUGCUAUCCGCGUGUACUUUGGCUCCUCAAGUCGUUAUACCUUGCAUCAUUUGGUCCACAGUGUCGAUAGGAACGGUCCAGCGUCUCGCGCUGGUUUACGCGAAGGUGACCUCAUCCUGUAUGUCAAUGACACCCCCGUACCUGGAAUGGUCCAUACGCAAGUGGUAAAGAUGAUCUUAAAGAGUGGUCCGCAAUUAAGGUUGUGUACAACACCCCUCGAUCAGAGUUUCAUUCGAUCGGACGGACCUUGGCGCCCAUCGGGAAAAUUAGUUCCCCGUGCCUAUCCAAGCUCACGAGGUAGUCACGGCAAACACCCCACGCGACAACUUGAACGUGGAACCACAUCCACACGGAAGUCGCCCACUCAGUUAUCGACCGGAUCAAACACGGUCAUUAAACCAGCCGGUCAGACAAGUUCACAGCCAGACUUCACAAGGCCUACUCCUUCCCCAGAUGAUUCACUGCCUUGCAACCUAUUCCGUAGACCCACAGUACGUGAGGCACGCUAUCGCCAGUGUGGUCUUGACUCCUCCGUCGACUCGGGAACCUCAGUGCGAUCAGAUUUGUCGCUACCCUCUGGCGAUGCGCCGGUGAUGCAAAAUUCUGCUUCUCCUACUGGCAGCAUUGGUUCUGAACCCUCAAUACCAUCCCCACGUUCAGGAGAACGACUUGGGCAUGGUCAAUCUUGUUGCACUGGUCCGACGGGCAAAUUCGGCGCUCCAAGUUACAACUUGACCAUGUAUCAACGGUUCGGCAUCCCCGUAAACUCUGCUCUGGCAUGUUCUCCCGGGAGCUCUCCAUCUACUGCAAACCAUCCCCCCACUCACCGAAGGUCAAUUGAAAAACCACUCCUUCGGCAGCUCAGUGAACGGCAGCAUCGAGCGAUGUUAGCCGCACAGACCGGUUCUUCCAGUGGACCCGUUCACUCAGUACCGAGCAACCUCCAGCGCCAUGCUCAUCAUCCUCCACUUUGUCCAUCUCACAUCACUCCGCGUCCUACCGAUUCAACACCCACCUCCGCUAAUCACCACCACUCAAGCCCUUCGUCUACUGGCCUUUGUUCUACGGCUUCACCUACACCCUCGUAUGUGAGUUCACUGGGAUGUUUUUCUGGUGGGGAAUCCUCUAGCAGCAGUUCACCCGGUUCAUCCAGUCCAAAACAAUCACUGGGCGCCAAUCACCCUGGUCCUGCUCUACACAACAGUCCGACGGGGCAACUCACUUGGGCCGGUACAUAUCCCCACCAUGCACCAGUCCCUCCACAUUCUCCAGGCACUGGAUCUCACCCGCUGUGUUUCGGAGUCGCGCCUCUUACACGGCCCAUGAAUCAUCCUUCAACAUCAAAUAAUUCUGCGGCGCCACCGGCUGUCCGGUUAGGUCACGUCGAUCCGAUACGCCAACCUUCGGUUCCUCAGCCUAUGAAGUCUUCAUGGGAUCCGGCCGUAGGCAAUGUAAUGAACUGGGCUCCGGUGGCUUCAGAGCCUCUCGCACCCAGUACAUCUGAACAUCUGUCACAGCAAGCUAGCGCCUUGAUAUCUUCCGGUCAAGUUCGUCUACGACGUCGUAGUCAUAUGUUCGCUGUACAACAUGCAUCAACUGACACAACGCCAGAGGCUACUUGUCCCACAGCAGUAGCUCAGCAUCCUGCAUCCGCAGAUCCCUACAUAUGUGGACCGGACAAAGGUGGUGAUGUACGAAGUGAACACUAACCAUGUCCGGUCCUAAUUCAAGACGUCUUUCUUUCAUCUUCACCUCCACUUCCACACACUCAAUGAACGACUGGCCUUCUUGCCUCAACUGACACCUGCUUGCCGAUGGUCAUGUGUUUUAUCAUGCCCUUCACUUACUUCGGCGCCUUUGUCACUGUGAUCCCCUGGUUUCUGUAUAAUUUCGGGCAGUAACCCCAGGACCUGCAUUCAUUUUGGUCUUGAUAUCUAUGUAAUUCACCUUAACGCAUUUCUCUGCUAACCAGAGCGCAUGGACAAGCCUCGAAUCCCCUGGAAAACUUUUUUCAAUCUUUUUUCUCACCUUCCACCUUUGUGUGUACUUGUUGCUCUGUCUCCCUUCCUACAUCGAUUUCGAUGCCUCUUCUGUGUGCGUCACCUUUUUGACUAAUUCUGCUGAGUUUUGUCUUCACAACGGCGACGAGGAAGACGAUCUUUCCGCAACUUCUGACUUUAUGUCACGCGCUUGUGACUCCGAGAUCACUUACUCUUGUCUGUCGUCCUCGAUUUCCAACCCCAGCUUCGUCCCAUUCUUCCUAUCUGUUUUGUAAUUUUUUCAUUUUCCCGCCGUAACGAGCGGGGCCAUUUUCUCACAUCACUUUGUGUACAGUCUCCAGCCCCAUACUACCCCCCCCCCAAAAGAAAACCAUUCAUUUCUCUCCUCUUUCGAGUGGACCGCAAAUGUUUAUUUGUCCCAUAAUUUCAUUGUCACACACAAACACAUAACAUUGACAUCGUUCGCGUUCUCUAAUUUAACUGAACAAAUAAAUGCUUGAAACGGAUAUCGACGUGAUUCACUGCG